This is a messenger RNA of Rhagoletis zephyria (snowberry fruit fly), 1152 nucleotides long. Lineage: Eukaryota; Metazoa; Arthropoda; Insecta; Diptera; Tephritidae. The record is from RefSeq and is a predicted model, not a curated record.
AUGCCGCUUUUGCAUCAAUUCACCAGGUCAUUACGAAGAUAUGGCACUUACGUUCAGCGCGAAGUUCCGAAGACGAAAAAGCAGUUUACAGAGCUGUUGGAGAAGCCGAUUGAACAGCCUGAAGAGGCAAAGUUGCUUCGAGUUGCCAUUGUUGGAUGUCCGAAUGUAGGCAAAUCAACACUGCUCAACCAGUUGAUCAAUUGGAAGGUGAGCGCAGUCUCAUCGAAGGUGCACACCACGCAGAAAAAUGUCAUCGGCGUCUUUGUGGAGGAUAAGACGCAAAUUGAAUUCAUUGACACGCCGGGACUGGUAAACAACAGGCACAUCAGUCGCCACAAUCUUGAAAAGUCACUAGUCGAUGAUGUUUACUACUCCAUGGUCAAGUCUGAUGUGAUUGCCAUCCUUGCCGAUGUUUCAAAUGAACGAGAAAGGCACAAGAUCAACCGCGGCAUUCUUGAGAUGCUGAGGAAAAAUCGCGACAAGGAGUCAAUUCUUCUGCUCAACAAAAUCGACCGAGUAAAGCAAAAGCGCAAUCUUCUUGAUAUUACCUCAACACUCUGCUCAGGAAUAGUGGGUGGAAAUCCGAUUCACAAACCAGAUCGAAGUAGCAUUAAAAUGCAACUGAAACGGGGACAAUUUGACGAGCUUUUUAAAGAAACGGAGGAAAAGUACCUCAAAUAUGCGGACAGGGAACAAGAUGAAAACAGUGCGGUCGAAAAUGAAGAUGGAAUUGGAUGGCCUAACUUUAGCCGUGUUUUCAUGAUAUCUGCCCUGCACAAUGACGGCGUUGAUGACCUGCGGAGGUACCUUCUCAGCAAGGCAAAGCAUCGGCCGUGGCUGUACAGUGGCAGUGCCGUCACUUUAGAGAAUCCGAAAAACUUGAUAUUUGACGGAAUCAGAGAAGUGUGCCUCGAGCUGUUUCACCAGGAAAUCCCGUACAGUAUCAACUUUGAGAUAGUCAUGUGGGACCUUGAUGAGGUGGGCAACCUCUUUAUUGCAGUGAACCUGUUCUGUCCAGCCAAGUUUCAGUCGCUGAUCAUCGGCCCAAAGGGCAGCACCAUUUCUACCAUUGUUCGCAAGUCACGUGAAGCUCUCUGUACUAUAUUCCGCUGUGAUGUAUCGCUGAAAAUUGCAGUCAAAGGUAUAAAGUAA